Messenger RNA from Monodelphis domestica (gray short-tailed opossum), 955 nucleotides. It is a transcript of the gene NAXE, whose product is annotated as NAD(P)HX epimerase. Lineage: Eukaryota; Metazoa; Chordata; Mammalia; Didelphimorphia; Didelphidae. Gene Ontology annotation, cellular component: mitochondrion. Gene Ontology annotation, molecular function: NAD(P)HX epimerase activity. The record is from RefSeq and is a predicted model, not a curated record.
CGGAGGCGCGCGGCCACGGGGGAGGGAGGGAGGGAGCGGGCUCGCUGGGGCCUGAAUGUCCGGGCUGCGGACGCUUCUGGGGCUGGGGCUGCUGGUCUCCAGCUCGCGCUUCCCACGCGUUGUGGCGCGAGGUGGACCCCGCUGCCCGGGGCCUGCCUGGUGGGCGGCGAGGCCAAUGCAUCUAGGCGACUCCACCAUGGCUGGAGGAACUGUGAAGUACUUGAGCCAGGAGGAGGCCCAGGCUGUAGACGAGGAGCUAUUCAACGAGUACAAGUUUAGCGUGGAUCAACUCAUGGAACUGGCUGGGCUCAGCUGUGCCACGGCCAUUGCCAAGGCAUACCCACUCAGUUCUUUUGGCAGCAAUCCUCCAGCAGUCCUGGUUAUCUGUGGCCCUGGGAACAAUGGAGGGGAUGGCCUUGUCUGUGCUAGGCACCUCAAACUCUUUGGUUAUGAGCCAAAGAUCCAUUAUCCUAAGAAACCAAACAAACCACUCUUUGAUGCUCUGGUGACACAGUGUCAGAAGAUGGACAUCCCCUUUCUUCCUGAGGUGCCCCCUGAGCCAAUGCUGAUUGAUGAGCUAUAUGAAUUAGUGGUAGAUGCCAUCUUUGGCUUCAGCUUCAAGGGUGCUGUCCGGGAACCAUUUGGAACCAUCCUGAGUAUAAUGAAUGGGCUCACUGUACCCAUUGCCAGCAUUGACAUCCCCUCAGGGUGGGACGUGGAGAAAGGGAACCCAGAAGGCAUCAGACCUGACUUGCUCAUCUCACUGACAGCCCCCAAAAAGGCAGCUACUCUAUUCAAGGGCCGACACCACUACCUGGGAGGCCGAUUUGUGCCAUCUGACUUAGAGAAGAAAUACCAGCUGAACCUGCCCCCCUACCCAGGAACUGAUUGUGUCCUGCAACUGCAGUGAGGGAAGGCUGGUGUGCCCUCAAUAAAGACUUGAAUUUAUCUUUGA